Molecule: messenger RNA, 625 nt
Organism: Eucalyptus grandis
Lineage: Eukaryota; Viridiplantae; Streptophyta; Magnoliopsida; Myrtales; Myrtaceae
Product: disease resistance protein RGA2-like
Exons: 2
Coding region: 67-399 (110 amino acids)
Source: RefSeq, a predicted model, not a curated record
CAAUAAAACAUUGAGCUUCGCAAACUCCUCUCAAACACUCCUCAACUCCAACAUUUGCCUUUAGAAAUGGCAGAAACAGUGCUCUUUAGCCUCGCCACUGACAUACUGAAAGGCCUUGCCAUCGAAAUGGUGAAACCUGGGAGUUCCUUCGCUUUUCGAGAGAUUCAGUCGCUCUGCGGUGCCAAGGACGAGCUCCAAAGUCUUAAGGACACCGUAGAGACCAUUCAAUCUGUGCUUUUGGAUGCCGAGAAGCAGCAAUGGCACAAUGACCAGGUCAGGACCUGGCUCAAGAGGCUCAAAGCUGUGUUUUAUGAGGUACAGGACUUGCUCGAUGAUGUUGCAACUGAAGAUCUGAGGAGAAACGUCACUUCCGGCAACAAGAUGUCGAAAGAGGUUUAACGUGUUUGCCAGACGGGAUGCGCCACCUCACCUCAUUGAAGAAAUUGACAAUCGUUCAAUGUCCCGCUUUGGAAGAAAGGUGCCAAAGAGAAAGGACUCUUUCAUGUCUAUCAUUUGAAUUAGAUGUAUAAUUCCAAUUGAAGAAUUGCUUGUAUCUCUACUUUUGUUUGAGAAGAUGAAAAACCUUAAGUAGGUACAAGAAAGCACUAUCACUUCGGUGUGUAAA